Messenger RNA from Polistes canadensis, 737 nucleotides. RefSeq names its product nuclear migration protein nudC (gene nudC). The coding region runs from base 141 to 722 and encodes 193 amino acids. The transcript has 4 exons. The record is from RefSeq and is a predicted model, not a curated record. Lineage: Eukaryota; Metazoa; Arthropoda; Insecta; Hymenoptera; Vespidae. Gene Ontology annotation, cellular component: cytoplasm. Gene Ontology annotation, biological process: protein folding.
CGCAUAGACGUAUUAGUCGGAAAAACGAUAGAAACGUGUCGAAAGAAUAGAUUGCAACGCAGUGACUUUUUUGUCUUGGGAGUUUGUAAUUUCUUUCUCGAUAAAUAUAUUCUACAUAUUUUUAAAUAAAUUCUAACAGGAUGUCGAAAAACGAAGAGAAAUUCGAUGCAAUGUUGUUGGCGAUGGCUCAACAACACGAAGGUGGUGUUCAAGACUUGUUAGAAACAAUCUUCAGUUUUUUGGCAAGGAAAACAGAUUUUUAUACCGGAGGAGGCGAAGGUGCAGCUGAAAAGCUUGUUACUGGAAAGUUCAAAAAGUAUGAAGCAACUGCUUUAGCAAAAGCUGCUGCAGAGAAAGCUGAACGUGCAGAACAAGAAAGAAGACGAAAAGAAAAGUUGGAGAAAAAGAAAAAGGAAGAAGAGAAAUUAGAAGAACAAAUGGAUAUGGAUUCUAGAAUAGUUGAAUUGACGGAUGAACAGGCGAUUAAAUUACAACAAGAGAUAGAUAACAAAAAGAUAUCUAAAGAAACAACUGCGGUUCCUGGAACUAGUGGUGUUAGUGCUGACGGUGAAUCAAAGAAAGAGAAUAAAGAAAUGGCUGACGACGAAGAUGAAGAAGAUGAGAAAGAAAAAAAUAAACUAAGGCCUAAUUCCGGCAACGGUGCGGAUAUGCCUAACUACAGGUGGACGCAAACUCUUCAGGAAGUUGAGGUAAGUUUUUGAACAAAUCUUUAAUAU